UAAUAUAUCAUUAACAUAACAUCACUGGGAAAUCAGGGCCGGGAGGUCAUAUUGGUCCGGCAUCCCAACACAGGCUGGGCUAAAACUGUGCCGAUAUUGCUGUGUCGGGCCGAUACGACCUCUCGGCCCUGCUUAACGCUUACAGUUCCAUCCACCAUGCCAACCCUGGUGACCGCCAAGUGGCUCAAUGAGCAGAUCGGCUCCAGCAGCGAGGCGACCCGAGCGUUACGUAUCCUGGACACCUCAUUUAUGAAGGACAAAUCAGUGGAUACAUACACCACUGCCUACCUUAAGGAUCACAUCCCGCAAGCCGUCUACUUCGGCCUUCACAACUGCGUUGAGAGCACUCCUCACAUUCCCCGCAAUCUGCCCGACCCCGCCUGCUUCACUGGCUACGUACAGAAGCUAGGCAUCUGGCCCGACACCCACGUGGUUGCCUAUGACAGGUUCGGACCCUCCUCGGCCUACAGGACAUGGUGGCUCUUCAGAUUAUUCGGCCACAAGAACAUCUCAGUGCUGGACGGUGGCUACCGGAAGUGGGUAGCAGACGGCUACGAGACCACCAAGGAGGAGCCGGAAGUCGAGAUGUCUUCAUUCACACCCAACAUGGACCGCAGUCUGGUGCGAACCUACGACGAUAUGGUUUCGAAUCUCAAGACAUGCACAGAACAGGUCGUCGAUGCUAGAGGUCCCAAUGAAAGCUCCGUUGUCGAUGCUACCUGUGACGGCGGGAAGAUCCCUGGCGCCAAGCACGUGAGCUUCGAAGAGUUAUUUAACGAGGACGGAACGAUGAAAACGGUGGAACAGCUGAAAUCAAUGUUUGACAAAGCGCUUGUGGACUUAAAGCGUCCGAUGGUGGCCUCGUGCUUCACGGGCAUGACGGCGUGCGGGGUGGCGGCGGCCGCUCAUAUCCUCGGCAGGGAUAUACCCGUCUACUACGGCUCGUGGACGGAGUGGCGGCAGCGUGCGAAGGAGGAGCACAAGUGGCGCGGAGAGAUUCGCUCAUGAAGGAACAGUAAUGUGCUUAAUGCGUGCGCGAAGUGUCGUGUCAUAUUAGCCUGUGCGGACAAGACAAUUUCCGUUUUAUGGAUUUUUUUUACCGUUUAAAGAAGGUCUCUGCUAAAUUAAAAUCAAGUGAAGGCUGAAAGUGUCGUCACUGAUUAGCCUGUGCGGACUGCAAGUGCUUACUUUGGAUGACUCUUCACGCACAUGCAUCGAGCCCGUUUUUAUUUCCAGAACGAAGCUCCAUUAAUGCAAUUUAACUGUUUAUUUACGCAGCACCCUGUGUGUGUCUAUAGAAACAGAAGUAUCAAUAUUAAAGACUGUAACAGGUG
Molecule: messenger RNA, 1334 nt
Organism: Dreissena polymorpha
Lineage: Eukaryota; Metazoa; Mollusca; Bivalvia; Myida; Dreissenidae
Product: thiosulfate sulfurtransferase-like
Exons: 9
Coding region: 157-1008 (283 amino acids)
Biological process (GO): transsulfuration
Cellular component (GO): mitochondrion
Molecular function (GO): thiosulfate-cyanide sulfurtransferase activity
Source: RefSeq, a predicted model, not a curated record